AUGAUGACCUUAUCCUGGGAAAACCAAAUAAUGAUAGUGGAGUUUGUUCUUCGAGGAUUCUCUUCCAUCCUGCAGCUAAAUAUUUCCCUCUUUAUAAUGUUUUUCAUCUUCUACAUCCUAACUGUUUCUGGAAACAUCCCCAUUGUUCUCCUAGUUCUGUGCAACCAUGCUCUCCACACUCCCAUGUACUUCUUCCUAGUCAACCUGUCCUUUUUGGAGGUCUGCUAUACCUCCAACAUUGUCCCCAAGAUGUUGCUGAUUAUCAUAGCCAACCAAAAGACUAUCUCAGUGGUUGGCUGCUUAGCACAAUUUUCCUUAUUUGGAUCCCUUGCUGCAACAGAGUGCCUCUUGCUCGCUGUGAUGUCCUAUGACCGCUACCUUGCUAUCUGCCAGCCUCUCCGAUAUCCCAUCCUGAUGACUGGUCCUCUCUGUUUUAGGUUGGCUACUGGAUCUUGGUCCUGUUGCUUCCUUCUCACAUCUGUCACCAUGGUCCUGCUGUGUAGACAGAACUUCUGUGGCCCUAAUGAAAUUGAUCACUUCUUUUGUGACUUUGUCCCUUUGAUUCAUCUCUCCUUCAUGGAUACUUCACUGACUGAGACCAUUGCCUGCACCUCUUCUGCAGUCACUCUGGUCCCGUUUCUCCUCAUCACAAUUUCCCAUGCAUGCAUUCUCUUUGUCAUCCUAAGAAUACCGUCUGGCACAGGCCAGAGAAAGGCUUUCUCCACCUGUUCUUCCCAUCUCACUGUCGUCACAGUAUUUUACGGAACACUGAUUGCCACAUAUCUUGUACCUUCAGCCAACUCUUCGCAACACUUGCGUGAAGUGUUUUCUCUGCUGUAUACUAUCCUGACACCUGUGUUCAACCCUAUUAUCUAUAGCCUGAGAAACAGAGACAUCCAUGAAGCUUUGAAGAAAUUCUUGAGCAAGAAGUCAGGCUUCCUCAUAUGA
Molecule: messenger RNA, 948 nt
Organism: Psammomys obesus (fat sand rat)
Lineage: Eukaryota; Metazoa; Chordata; Mammalia; Rodentia; Muridae
Product: olfactory receptor 11A1-like
Biological process (GO): G protein-coupled receptor signaling pathway
Cellular component (GO): membrane
Molecular function (GO): G protein-coupled receptor activity; olfactory receptor activity
Source: RefSeq, a predicted model, not a curated record